Messenger RNA from Hydra vulgaris (swiftwater hydra), 1156 nucleotides. Its product is annotated as COP9 signalosome complex subunit 6. Lineage: Eukaryota; Metazoa; Cnidaria; Hydrozoa; Anthoathecata; Hydridae. Gene Ontology annotation, molecular function: metallopeptidase activity; protein binding. Gene Ontology annotation, cellular component: COP9 signalosome. Gene Ontology annotation, biological process: protein deneddylation. The record is from RefSeq and is a predicted model, not a curated record.
CCGUUUAGUCGGAAAAGCAAUUUCAGCUAAACAUUAGAAUGAAUUUCAAUGUUUUCUCAAAUAAAACGUGCUAAAAUUAGUUCAACUGCUAAUAUGAAGACUUUAGAAAGUUCCUCUGAUAAGCAGUGUGGUUUUGUAACUGAUGCACAAGCUAGUGUUUGUGUUACAUUGCAUCCACUUGUUAUUAUGAAUAUCUCUGAUCAUUUUACAAGAAUUAAAGCCCAGGAAGGAGGAAAUCCGCAAAUUUAUGGUGCUCUUCUUGGAAAGCAAAAUGGUAGAAAUUUGGAGCUGUUUAACUCUUUUGAACUGCAACAUUCAAUUAACGAAACUGGAAAAGUAGUUAUUGAAUUAGCUUACUUUCAUAGUAAAGAAGAACAAUUUCGUCAGGUUUUCAAAGAUUUGGAUUUUCUUGGUUGGUACACUGUUGGUUGGUCAGAAGCUACAGAAUGUGACAUAUCAGUUCAUAAGCAGCUUACUGUAAUUAAUGAAAGUUCCUUAUUGUUGAAGUUGGAUCCUUUUUCAAAAUCAGCUAAUCUGCCUAUAACAAUAUAUGAAUCUAUGUUGGAUAUUGUAAAUGAACAGCCUCGAAUGUCAUUUAUUGAAAUAAGUUACACUUUGGCAUCUGAAGAAGCAGAAAGAAUUGGUGUUGAUCAUGUUGCUAGGCUAUCAUCAACUGGUCACUCAGAUGUAUCUCAAGUUUCAGAACAUAUGCAAGUUGAUAAAAGUGCAGUGCAGAUGUUAUACUCAAGAAUUGAAACUAUACUCCAAUACGUAAAAGCUGUACAAAAUGGUGAAAUACCUUUGAAUCAAGAAAUAAUGCGCGAGUGUUUAAGUUUAUGUCAACGACUUCCUGUUUUAAAUACAAAUUCGUUUAAAGAAGAUUUACUGAAACAAUACAACGAUGUUUCAUUGAUGUCAUAUCUUGCUGUUAUUACUAAAGGAUGUAACAUUUCUAACGAGAUGAUUGCAAAGUUGAAUGCAUUACCUGACCGUCAUGGAGGUGGGAGAAGAGUACGAGGUUUAUUGUUUUAAAUAGUUCCUUAAAAAUUAAGUGGAUUCGACAUUUAAGACACAUCCGGAUAAAAAAGACUUUGUAAAUUUAAAAGCAAACCUUAAUGCUUAUGCAGUUGUGUUUUAAACUAAAAUUCUUUUUUAA